AUGUCCAGCCAAGACACCACCAAUCAUAUUCCAGAUGAAUUGGCCAGUGAGAAGUUUGAGGAAAGCGAUAGUUGCUUCUCAGGUGGCCUAGCGCUAUUCCUCCUACUUGUGGUUGCCGUGUACGUCACAGAAUGCUCGAAAUCGUCCAAAUCAGCUGUACAGAGAUGUUACACAUGCUCAUAUGGAAAGAAAAAUAGUGACUGUACAAAGAUAGAAACUUGCAAGAAGGAUGAAGAGUCCUGUGAAACAAAAAUACGCAGAGAUAAAGAUGAAAUUAAGAUGAAAUGCAGAAAGACCAAGGAUUGCAAGACUAAGUGUCUCCCUAAUGACAAAGAAUGCACCAGGUGUUGCACGGGGGAUCUGUGUAACAAAGACCAAGGUUAUGCUUCGUUCAAGGCUUGGGGGCAAUGGUCAUCUUGUAGCGAACCAUGUGGAGGGGGCAAGCGCAGCAGAAGCAGGCAAUGUUCGUCGACAAACAGUAUUCCAUGUUCCGGAGCUACCAAAGAAGACGAAGAUUGCAACAAACAAGCCUGUACCUCUACAACAGUUUGUGUUAAGGAUUGUAAAGGUAGAAAGAAUGGAGAUUACCAAUCCUGUAGCACAUGUAAUGGUUUCAUCAAAUGCUCCAACUCCAAAUUGCAUAAUUUCAAAUGUCCAGGAUCAACUGUCUGGGAUGACAAAUCUAAAAGAUGUGAAUGGACAUCAACUACCUGUAAUUCUAAACCAGCUUUACAGAGAUGCUACACAUGUUCACAUGGAAAGAAAAAUAGUGACUGUACAAAAAUAGAAACUUGCAAGAACGAUGAGGAGAGUUGUGAAACAAAAAUACGUCGAGAUAAAGGUGAAAUUCGCAAGAAAUGCGAAAAGACCAAGUAUUGCAAGCCCAAGUGUGAUGCCAAAGAUAAGGAAUGCACAAUGUGUUGCACCGGGGAUCUGUGUAACAAAGAUCAUGGAUAUGCUGAGUUCAAGGCUUGGGGUCAGUGGUCAUCAUGUAGCAAACAAUGUGGAGGAGGCAAGCGCAGCAGAAGUAGACAAUGUUCCUCUACAGGCAAUCUUCCUUGUUCUGGUGAUACCAAAGAGGAGCAAGAUUGCAACAAGCACACCUGUCCACCGAAAGCUUUACAGAGAUGUUAUACAUGCUCACACGGAAAGAAAAAUAGUGACUGUACAAAGAUAGAAACUUGCAAGAAGGAUGAAGAGAGUUGUGAAACGAAAAUACGCAGGGAUAAAGGUGAAAUUCGCAAGAAAUGCGAAAAGACCAAGGAUUGCAAGCCCAAGUGUGAUGCAAAAGACAAGGAGUGUACUAUGUGUUGCACCGGGGAUCUAUGUAACAAAGAUCAUGGAUAUGCUGAGUUCAAGGCUUGGGGACAAUGGUCGUCAUGUAGCAAACAAUGUGGAGGAGGCAAGCGCAGCAGAAGCAGACAAUGUUCUUCUACAGGCAAUCUUCCAUGUUCUGGUGAUACCAAAGAGGAGCAAGAUUGCAACAAGCACACAUGUCCACCAAAAGCCUUACAAAGAUGUUACACGUGCUCACAUGGAAAGAAAAAUAGUGACUGUACAAAGAUAGAAACUUGCAAGAAGGAUGAGGAGGUAAAACUAGCAAAUACUUUGAAAGUGGAGAGAUGUCCAUAG
Messenger RNA from Saccostrea echinata, 1632 nucleotides. RefSeq names its product A disintegrin and metalloproteinase with thrombospondin motifs adt-2-like. The record is from RefSeq and is a predicted model, not a curated record. Gene Ontology annotation, molecular function: chitin binding. Bases 1 to 1632 code for a protein of 543 amino acids. Gene Ontology annotation, cellular component: cell periphery; extracellular region. The transcript is spliced from 13 exons. Lineage: Eukaryota; Metazoa; Mollusca; Bivalvia; Ostreida; Ostreidae.